This is a messenger RNA of Ceutorhynchus assimilis (cabbage seed weevil), 3536 nucleotides long. Lineage: Eukaryota; Metazoa; Arthropoda; Insecta; Coleoptera; Curculionidae. The record is from the annotation of a GenBank genome assembly.
CGGCCAGAAACGCAGGAAAUCAUUAAAGCCAUUAGCCUCCUGCUGUAGCGGCUUUUUUGAGCUUUCUUUCAGUGGUGGUUUCAGUCAGCCUGAAAGCGUCGGGAAGCGCAGUAAUAAUCAAUGAAAGCCGGAAAGCAUUUAUUUCGUCACGAGUAAUAUAAUAUUAUACGCGGUCGAGUAACCUUCAAUUAAACAACGAUAAUAUUGUUUAUAUUUCAACUAAUAUUAUUUAAGAAUUAAACAGUAUUCGUUGACGUUUGAUCCUCGUGGUGUAAAAAUAGCGGCAGCAAUUCGUACUCGUUUUACGAAACCUGUGGAUUAUAUUAAGAGUUUUUAUUUAAUAUUUUGUGUAAAUACAAAUUGAUAAUAAACGAUGUUGACACUGGUCUGCUGUUAAUUAGGAUGUUAUGUGAUAUUUAUCCCAUGUGAUCCAGAGUUGCAGAAAUUGUGAAAUAUUUUGUCAUUCCCCAAAGGGUUUCAGCGUCGUUGGAGAGAAAUGUGAUUCUGCCGGUUCUGUGAACAAUUUCAUAUCUGGAAAAUUUUAUUCAGGAUAAUUUAAAAUGGGUUUCAAAAUUCCAAUGAGGUUCUGGAUCGCCGUCAUGGUGUUCGCCUCGACCUAUAUCAAUUACACAACCAGAAGUAACAUGUCAAUUAGUAUAACGUCGAUGGUUAGCAGGGCAAAAGGCCAGUCGAGUGUUCCAGAAUGUAAAAGAAAUGAUACCCAUGCUAUAGUUGUGAAUGGGAACACCUCAGUAAAAGCUUUACCAGAUUACGGACCUCGUUACGACUGGGAUGAACACAUACAAGGCAUAAUCCUGGGCUCCUAUUUUUGGGGCUACGUCAUAUCGAGCGCCCCCGGUGGAUUCAUUGCCGAAUGGUUGGGACCGUUCAACACAAUUUUUUAUGCGCAAAUCGUAACUGCCCUGUUCAACUCUCUGUCAGUGUGGGCUGCCCACUGGCACUUUGGGGUACUGAUUUUUUGUAGGUUCGUCUUAGGACUUAUGGCUGGUCCUAUUUAUCCCGCCCUCCAAUGUCUCAUUGCCCGUUGGGCACCUCCAGCAGAAAAAGGCAAAUUCGUGAGUGGUCUUAUGGGUAAUACCUUGGGCACGUGUCUUACAUGGAUCCUUGUUGGUAUGGUCACAGCUGCAGCUGGCUGGGACUGGGGUUUCCAUUUCCUCACUAUACAAAUCGGAGUGUUUUGCCUGGUGUUUUGGUUCGUGGUGGCUGACAGUCCCGAUCAGCACAAAUGGAUCAGUGAGGAGGAGAAAAUGUACAUCAAAGAAUCUCAGGCCAAGUCUAUUACUAAAGGAAAGGCUGUACCUCCUUAUUUGAAAAUGUUUAUGUCAAUACCGUUUUGGGCUCUUUGUAUUUUGCAUUUUGGUAAUCUAUGGGGCUUGUAUCUUCAGAUUACUGGAGUGCCCAAAUUUAUGGUUGAAGUUAUUGGUUUUAACAUCAAAGCUUCUGGAGGCUUAGCAGCAAUGCCACAUCUUCUCAGGAUGUUCUUUGGAAUCGGCUAUGGAUACUUAGGAGAUAUCCUUAAACAAAAAACUGGUCUAAGUGCAACUUUGACCAGAAAAUCAUUUGUAGUUUUAUCUCACAUUAUUCCGGGUAUUCUUCUUAUGUGCAUGACAUUGGUAAAAUGCGAUUACAUCGGAGCAGUGCUGAUUCUAGUCUUCAGUAUGUCCAUAAAUGGAGCGGCUGUGGUUACGAAUCUACAAAAUGCCCAAGAUCUUGCCCCUAACUUUGCUGGUAGCAUUUUCGGUGUUAUUAGUUUGAUUGGGGGCACCACUGGAUUCAUUACUCCUGCAGUAACAGGAGCUUUAAUAAAGGAAAACAAUGGUAUCCAUGAAUGGUCUAGGAACUUCAUCAUAGGUGGCAGUGUUUAUGUCGGUUCAGGACUGCUCUUCAUUCUACUAGGUUCUUCAGAUAUACAGCCUUGGAAUGAAAAAUUGCCUGAAAUAAAUGGCGAGGAACCAGUUUCAUUGAAAGAUUUAAAAGACCAAGAGGCUGAAAACAAAGAAGAUCCAAGUGAAACUACCAAACUCAAUGCCUAAAUGAAUGUUUAUGUGUGUUUUUUUUAAGUGUUGUAAAUUAUUUUCUUGAGGUAAAAGACGAAAUAAAAGCACAUUUUUUUUUUUUAGUUUAUUGGAAAAUUUAGUUUGAAUAAAGUGAAAUAGGUACUUAUUUAUUAGGUCCCGGAUGGUCCCUCUUCAGGUUUUGGUUCCUUCUUCUCAUUCCAUUUCUGGAUGUCCGCCGAACCAAAAAUUAUAAAAAGUACUCCGGAUCCGCAGUAAAAUAUAGCACCAAUCAUAAAUACGUAGCCCCAAGCUUUAGUGUUAUUCUGAAAAACAGUAUUUUCUCACAUAAACUAUUAAAAAUAAGAUAAUUUCUCUACCCCAUAGCAGUCAAUAAGGGCACUGGUUACAGCAGGGUUAAUAAAUCCAGUGGUACCGCCAAUGAAAGAAAUUGCUGCAAAAAUUGAUCCUGCGAAAUUCGGUGCUAAAUCUGUCGGAUUGGCCAAGUGGGUCACUACUGCAGAUCCAUUAAUAGACAUGCUGAAGACCAGAAGAGCAAUUGCGAUGACUUUGUUACAUUUGGCCAAAAUCAUCAUUCCCAUCAAGAUUCCAGCCAGUCUCCCAUAUAACCGAAAAAAAUGCCGCUAAAUAACCUGCACAAGUGUGGUAAAGAUGCCAUAAAUCCAGAACUCUGAAAAUUAAAUUUCAGAAUUUCACAAUAUGGAUAGACAGAGAUUCGUUUCCUUAUACCUUGAUAUUGAAUCCAAUGUACUCUGCCAUAAAUUUUGGUCCGGCAUUGAUCUGUAGAUACAAACCCCAUAAAUUUCCAAAUAAAAGAAUUGCUAAUGCCCAAAAUGGUAUAGACUUCAUCAUGGCGCAAUAUGGUGCCACGGCCUAGGACAAAAACAUUUUUAUUUCAUUAUUUUAUACUCAGAUUCAACAAAUUACUUUUGAUUUAGAUACUUUGCCCUCUUGGGAAGUCUUAAUAUAUUCAAGUUCUUCAUCUGUAAUCCAUUUGCAUUGUUCUGGACUGUCCCAUGCCAAGAAAAAGAAUACAAAGAGGAAUAAGAAACAUUCGAUCGACACCACAUGAAAACCCCAUGGCCAUUUCCAUGCACUUGUAACAGCACCAACAAUAAUCCAUGUAAGAGCAGUACCGAGAGUGUUACCCAUAAGACAGGCGGUAAAUUUAUUUUUUUCUUGGGGCGGAGCCCAACGGCCGAUAAGCGUUUGCAAAGCCGGAUAUACUAGAGCCUAAUAAUGCUGCUGUUAAAUAAUUAGAAAGAAAUAAAAUAAAAUACUUACACCAGUGAAUCCGAUGAGUACACGAAUCACCAAAAGGGCAGACCAAUGUAAGGGAGUUAUAAAUACACCCACACUGUUCAAUAUUCCAGCAACUCCGGUUGCUACCAUUAUGGUCCAGCGUGGACCGAACCACUCUGAUAUAGCUCCAGCGGGAAGAGAACCUGCCAUAAAUCCAUAAAAGUAGGCUCCUAAUAUUGCUCCUUGUUCCGAUUCAGU